AUGCCACCACGCAUAGCAGACGACGAAUACGUCGACGAGGGAGCCGACGCCUACGAUGCCGAGGACUUUCUCGACGACGACGACAGCGGAGACGAGUACCGCUCAGCACCAUCGCUACCCAAGCUGGGAACAUUACGUGGUGCACUGGCCGCAUCACGCUCCAACGCGGCUGGAUCCAACGGCAAGGCAGGGCCAUCGGCAGCGGGUGCAUCGUCCUCCUCGGCAAGCACAGCCGCUCGAGUCAAAGCAGCAGCCAACGCGAAAGCGAAACAAAAAGAUCAGGGCUAUUCAUGGGAGGCCACGUACAAGCGAUCAUGGGACGCAGUAGCAGAAGACGACUCGGGCUCGCUCGAGAGCGCCGUCCGAUCCAUGAUCGAAGGGUCCAAACGCAGGCGGACACUCAAAGACGUUGCACCCGUCCAACGAGGUAUCAUCCGGCAUCUCGUCCUUCUCGUCGAUCUAUCCGCCAGCAUGCUCGAGAAGGAUAUGCGGCCAAAUCGGUUCGAUGUGACGCUACAAUACGCACGCGAGUUCGUCGGCGAGUACUUUGACCAAAACCCCAUCGGCCAACUCUCCAUCAUUGGCACACGAGAAGGCAUCGCAGAACGACUCGCCAUGAUGGGCGGCAAUACGAUCGACCACACCGCUUCGCUUUCCAACAAACGAAGACUUGAGCCACGAGGCGAGCCAUCACUGCAAAACGCACUCGAGAUGGCGAGGAGUAGUCUCGUCCACCUACCGGCAUCCAAUUCGCGCGAGAUCCUCGCCAUCUUCGGCAGCUUGACAACAUGCGAUCCCGGCAACAUCCACGAUACCAUCAGCACGCUCGUCAAGGACAACAUCCGCGUCUCGAUCGUUCACCUCGCGGCGGAGGUCAAAGUGUUCAAAGACGUAUGCACGCGGACGGGUGGCACGUUCAGCGUGGCCCUCAACGAGGGUCACUUUCACGAUUCGCUCUUUGACCUUGUCCCUCCGCCGGCAGUCGAGGGUCCACGACGGACCAAACGUCGUCCCGUCACAGACGAAGACGAAGUACAAACAGGCGUAGACCUCCUCCAGAUGGCCUUUCCCUUGCGCCUGCCCGCACACGCAGCACCCACUCUCUGCGCAUGCCACUCUCGCUCCCGCGGUUCGGGCUACCUCUGUCCGCGCUGCAACGUCAAGGUGUGCGAUGUACCCACCGAUUGUCCGGUGUGCGGCGUGACGAUCGUCAUGUCGACCCACCUGGCGCGAUCGUAUCACCACCUGUUCCCCGUGCCCAACUGGAAAGCUGUGCCUUGGUCGAGCGUGACGGAGGACUCGGAACCAGCGUGCGCCUCGUGCAACGUGGCUUUCCCAACGGAGGAGAGGAGCGCGGCCGCGAACAAGGCGUUGGAAGAGGCGGGGUUGAGCGCGAGUUCGAGAUACAGGUGUCCGCGGUGUGCGAAGGACUUUUGUCUCGAGUGCGACGCGUUCGUACAUGAACAGCUGCACGUAUGUCCUGGAUGCUGUUGA
Molecule: messenger RNA, 1494 nt
Organism: Kalmanozyma brasiliensis GHG001
Lineage: Eukaryota; Fungi; Basidiomycota; Ustilaginomycetes; Ustilaginales
Product: TFIIH C1-like domain protein
Exons: 1
Coding region: 1-1494 (497 amino acids)
Biological process (GO): nucleotide-excision repair; regulation of transcription by RNA polymerase II; DNA-templated transcription
Cellular component (GO): transcription factor TFIIH holo complex; transcription factor TFIIH core complex
Molecular function (GO): zinc ion binding
Source: RefSeq, a predicted model, not a curated record